CAGUUGAGUGUGCAGUGCCGAGGUGGAAGGAACUGGCAGGCACACGGCUCUCCCCCUCGACCCUCGUCCUGUGUUGCGCCUCCUUUGCGGACUUAGUUCCUCCCUCGAUCACUCCUUGCAGCAGUGCCAAGACCCAGUGACUCGUGUGUGAGACAGAGACAGAGAGAGAGACAGAGUGUGCCAAGAGUGCCUGUAGCCAGUGACACGUGAACCGUUUUGGAAGAGCGCCGCAUGUUCGUGGUCGUCAGGAUGUUGCCCUUCACCGUCGCCCCCUACCUGGCCUGCCUCCUCGUCCUGCUGGCGCCCACCCUCGCCCAGGAGACCGAAGUGCCCCCGCGAGUAACCCCGGACCAGUCAGAGCCAGAGCAGCCCCCCGUCCUCCUCUCCCAGCCUGCAUCAGCCCCGCCCGUCCAGACCCCCCGGCCGAUCCAGCCCGCCCCUCCGCCUGUCCCUACUUUCAUCGACACCUCAGAUUUCGAGUCCACUAGCCUGCAGGUCACCGCGUGUCCACCUGAGCAGAUUUACUUCGAGCUGGUGACCGGCUACGUGUACUCCGCGCCCGCCGACAUGCUCGACUCGCAGCCCGGCACUCUCAUGCUAACCGACUGCAUCGACAUGUGCCGCAGAAACCGCUCCUGCAUGGCUGUCAACUACGAGACGGGGCUGUGUGUGCUCUUCUCCUCCAACGCCGACAUGUACCCCGGCUCCCUCACGUCCUCCCAGUUCCCGGUGUUCACUCUUUACGUCCAGAAGAAUUGCCUCCUCAACGCCCCCGCCUGUGACCGCGCCUGGAGCUUCGAGAGGGUCAUGGGCUUCGAGCUGGCCGGCUACGCCAAGAGGAACACCCGAGUCGGCACCCGUCAGGAGUGCGAGAUCCUCUGUCUCCAGGAGCAGGACUUCCCUUGCCGGUCCGCCAACUUCAACAACUCCACAGGGGACUGCGCCACCUCCGAUAUGGACAGACACACCGCAGUGGGCACGGGCUCCUUCAGACCAUCGGAGAACAGCGACUUCCUGGAGAACAACUGCGUCGAUGACCCCGUGAGGCUGUGUGAGUUCCAAAAGAUGGAGGGACGCAUCCUGAAGACCGUUGACUCCGUGUACCAGGACGUGGUCGGCCUCGAGGAAUGCAAGCGACUCUGCCUCACCGCCUCCUUCAGGUGCCACUCCUUCGACUACGGUGACACCGGAGACAGGGUGUGCCGCCUCUCCCACCACGCCGCCGCCACACUCACUCACAUUGAAGAGCCUUACCUGGAAAUCCCCGGCUCCUCCACCUACGAGCUCUCCUCCUGCUACAACGUGACCAUCGACUGCCGCUCCGGGGAUAUGGUGGCCAGGGUCAAGACCUCCAAGAUCUUCAACGGCAAGAUCUACGCCAAGGGCUCGCCGAACACCUGCGUCAAUGACAUCGAGGACGCUCUGGAGUUUGAACUUAGGAUGUCUUACAACGACAUUGACUGCGACGUCGAGCGUGAAAGCGUCUCUCGCUACAAGAACGACGUGGUCAUCCAGCACCACGACAUGAUUGUGACCUCGGCUGACCUGGGCCUCAUCGUGCACUGCCAGUAUGACCUGACCAACAAGAGCGUGAGCAACCGCGUGGACCUGACCGUGGAGGAUGACAGAAAGCCGGUGCUGGAGCAGGGCAGCACCGUGGACUCCCCGAACGUGAUCAUGCGCGUGGCCAACAGGGACGGAAACGACAUCACCGACGCCUCCGUGGGUGACAUGCUGCAGCUGCGCUUUGAGAUCGUGGACAGGAACUCGCCUUAUGAGAUCUUCGUGCGGGACCUCGUGGCCAUGGACGGCAGCAAUACCAACAACAUCACUCUGCUGGACGGCCGCGGCUGCCCCUCCGAGAUCUCCAUCUUGAGGCCGCUCGAGAAGGUUGACUUCACUGGAAAGGUUCUCGGGGCUUCUUUCGACGCCUUCAAGUUCCCGACGAACGAUGUGGUCCAGUUCCGCGCCCUGGUGACGCCCUGUAUCCCCACCUGCGAGCCUGUGGUGUGCGACGUGCUGGACUUCGGCGGCCAGAUGAAGCAGGCGGAGAGCUACGGCAGGAAGAAGAGGGAGGCGCUUCCUUACUUCACUGACUUCGGCUCCGCAUACAACUUCGCAGAACCAACUGGGCGGUCCAUGGCACUGGUGAGUCAGCUGGGCAGCAACACCUUCGACGUUGAGGGUCACAGCUUCAUGAUCAGCCAUCCCAGCCACGAUGUGAGCCGCCAGAGGAGAGAGGCACCUGAGCAGGAGAUUCCCGAGGAGCUUCUCGUUGUUCAGUCCAUCAAGAUCUCUGACAAGUUUGGCUUCCGCUCGUCACAGAUCCAGAGCAGAGAGGGCGCCGCCAACAAUCUCGAAAAGGACUUGAACAGUGCCAGCAUCGGCGGGCCUGAGGUGGUGAUGCAGGAGGACGUGUCAGGCGUGUGCAUCAACAUGGUGGGCCUUGUGCUGGCCUGCUCCGUGUUCCUCGUGGCCCAGCUGGUCAUCAUCGUGGCGUGGACGGCAGUGUGGCACCGCCGCCGCCGCAGCAAGCUGGAGGAGCCCCUGAGCCCCGCCACCACCACCGAGUCCCUCCGUCAGCUCUACGACUCCGGCUACCCACGCAGGAUCUAGCUCGUCCCCGCUCGUGCCGCUCACGCCCUCACGGGAACCCUCCACUACGUUCUCCGCGUAUCGUUUAGGAGAACCGUUACCGAUGAGGGCACACAGGAUACUCAGACUAGGGACAACAGACCACCAUCUCCCCGACAACGACCUGUCUUUGUCCGUCAGGAAUCCCUCUACCCCAUGGAGGUCUUCUAGCACCGUACCGUCGGUAGCGGGAAAGACGGCGUUUUGUCCUAAUUUAAAUUGUUAGCCUUGAGGUAAACUAAUGAUCUAAAGUAAUUCUACGUUAAUACAUAAAGAGGACACAGACUCAGCUCGUUCCGUGAAGCCUUUCCGGCGAACCUCCGCCCCGCGCAGGCGGCCGAGCGACGAUCAUUUGACGUACAAUUACUGACCGGCGUGACCAGAAGGUCUCGCUUGAAACGACUCGAUUCACUGUGUAACAGGGCAUUUAUACCACGUGACACGCUUCAUAUGUCGAAUGACUUAUAAUUGGGCAUUUAUACUGCGAGAAGCGUAACACCUUUUCAUGAUAUUUAUAUAUUACGAAGGGCAUUAUGAGAGUACGGACAAAAGCUCUCGUUCAAAGAAAACUUAGGAUUAAGGCUUUUAUAUAAUACUGACAUACCUGACACAUUCCUAAUAACAGUGGCAUUACACAACACAUGACAACGAAUCAACCACGUGGACUGACACUAUAGUACACUGAAAUCGGUCGAGAGAUGCAAUAUUCGUAGUACCAAGAGACGCUCAUACUGUUGCGUCGAGGCCCCGUUGCGAGCAAGGCGCGCGGCGGGCGUGGUGGCGGUGCUUCUGGGAACCUAUCGGGGAGCCGGGGCGGGGCGCGAGGGGGCAAAGGGCUGUCUUGGGGGCGUGGUCGGAUCAGCACCUGUACAUACACCACGCGAAGGAGACGCACAAUUGAGGAACUUUUCAACUAUCAUAAAAAAUGCGUGUACUUUCGUAAGCACAGAAUGGAGAAUCGUCCAGGAUACCUUUUGGCAAACUUUAUGAAAUUCUUGCCACGCAGUACCCAAGAGAAGAAGCGUUUGCCCUCCUCCUCCUUCGCCUCCCCGGCUCGCCUGUGCUUCUGGUGCUGGGACAAAGGGAAACUAAAUCAGUAGAAACGGACGACUUCUUGGGGCAGGGCGCGGCGUCGCCUUGACCCCAUCGUCCGGAGACACCGAGAUCGAGUAGCGAUUGACCUUGAACACCCGGCGGCGGAAAAGAGAGAAAGAGAGACGGAAGGAUGCGAAAGAAUGGAGAAACUGUAAAUACCAGACAUAUCAAUCAGCUUCCGUAGUCACCAGGCACGCCGGCCACCGACAUAUAUGUUUCUCUAUUAGAAACUAAAGACCCUUCCCUUUGACGUCUUGUAAUGGCGACAAGGGACGGCGAGAGGCUGUCUAGCAAAACGAGAAACUGAGUCGCUGGCCGGUAAGCCCUGUGAUAGUCGAUGUAAUUGCUCAAGACUGUUUUUCCUCACCACUAGACUAAAUAUAACAUAGAAGUAUACCGCUGACAGCUUGAAUAACGCUUGUAGUACGCGCUUGCAUAGUCCCCAACCUGGCCGUCUGUGUCACACUCCCUCGUGAGAAAGCUGAAAACUGCUUCGUCUUAAAACAGAAAAGACUCACAUUGAGCCAAUAGAUUUAUGUUUCAGGAAGACGAGAAUUAAAAGGAAAAACAAGCGAAUACGUCACCGGGAUGUGUGCACGGCGGUAGCUUUCCUCUGCUUGCUUGCUUGUUACGUGAAGGUUGGCCAGCGAACCGACCCUUCCUAGGCGUGCAUGUAUCAUACGCUUCAUCAGCCCUAACACGCAUGAUCUUCCUAUAAACCCUCUGUAGUAGCAUCCAAUCGCUUGUAAGUAGACGCCGCUCGCUUAUACCCGUACUAACCAAUCCAAAGUGCAUGUAUUAAUCUCCACUUCAUGAUAUCCAUACAACUAAACCCAAAGUGAAUAAUAAUCUUGAAUGUUAAGACUACACAACAACCCAGACUAUGAAAAGAGUAAUCCUAAAUGUAACUAUGCACAGUAUUUUUUUAUAUUACAACCAAACUUAACUAUAUUACAACCAAUUUAACUUCACCAAUAGGAUGACAGCAAUUGCACCCACUCUAACACGACGAAAUCCAGCAACAACUCACCUUUGCAUGUAAAAUUACCGCCAGUGAAGCAUGUCUCGAUCAUAACAUUAUCCCACGACCAGAGAUUCCACAAAGCAACAGUUCACGUCUCUGACAAAAUAAAGAGUAACAACACAAAUAUAUUCCAUCAGACGACCAUUUAGAUUCAUAACUCACGACUUACAGGUUCACGCGACUCACCACCGACCACUCCUUAGACUCAGUAGCACCAAGUCACAAUGUCCACUCACAGGUUUACUGAACGUUCUCGCAGUACUGACCACGGUUCCCAUUAGUAGCCAUCAUCACCAGCUUACUAACAAAUCACCAUAAGCUUACUAACCCCAUUAAACCACCAUUCCCAUUAGCAGCCAUCAUCACCAGCUUACUAACAAAUCAUCAUAAGCUUACUAACUCCCAUUGAACCACCAUUCCCAUUAGCAGCCACCAUCACCAGCUUACUAACAAAUCAUCAUAAGCUUACUAACCCCAUUAAACCACCAUUCCCAUUAGUUGCCAUAAUCACCAGCUUACUAACCCAUCAUCACAAGCUUACUAACAUCAUCAUAUCUGCAUUACUUACCCCAAUUUAGCAUCACCAAUCAUCGUAAUCACUAACAUGCUUUUUACUAACCCAACCUCACGCAUUACUAACAUCAUCAUAUUACUAACAGCAUCCCCCCCACCCCCAGUUACUGACCUCACAUCGACAUUCAGUACACCAAUAAGUUACUAAUGUCAUUAUACGCUUUACUAACACACAAUUACGUAGAGGACUGAGUAGAUUUAGCGCUUCUAUGAUACCGUUGCACGCACCUCCACCGAGUCACCUGAGAUAGUUAAUGACUCGACACCUGCGCACAAUGUCACAUUCUUUACGUUCAUUGGGGAGACGAUUCCAUUUGUUUAGUGUCGGAUUGUUAACCAUACGUGCGUCUUCGUCUCCCUCUCCCUCUCUCUCUCUCUCUCUCUCUCUCUCUCUCUCUCUCUCUCUCUCUCUCUCAGUACUUGCCGGGUGUUCUUCGUAAAGAUCUUGGGUGUCCUAGUUCUUUUUUUCGUUUGAUUGAGAAUUCGUAAACGCUUUUUUAGAUAUUCUUUAUUUAGGGAAAUCUGGACGAAGAAAAGUAACCCAACCGACUAUUCUUCUCUUAAUGGCGUGUUUCUUUGCGUAGCUGCGUUGAGAAACAUUAAAUUGCAUACAUAAUCUUAAUUACCAGGAACUAUAGGAUAACUUUUUUUUAUACGUAUACGUGUGCGUGCUACAAACUACUUGCAUUGUUGAUUAAUUUAUUUGUAUUGUUGAUUAAUUUAUUCAGUUAUUUAUUGUUAAUUUAUUUGAUGAUUUAUAAUAUAUUUACCCAUAUCAUCACCCCUUCCCCCUCCCUUCUUCCUACCUUCCCCCCUCCCCUCCCCUUCCCUCCCGUCCCCUCAUCACCCCUUCCCCCAUUCCCUAAGAUAUUUAACGAUUUUAUUAUGUACUUUUUGGCAUCGUGAUAAAUUAAUACACCCAAAAAAUCGAUCAAGUCUUGUUUGUUCCCACGUUUCUUGUUUGCCUUAACCUCCGAUGAGGAUGAAAAACUGAACAAAAAAUAUAAAAUGAAAAAGUAAUUAAUGUUUUUUUUUCUUCCGUGCCUCCUCGCUGGCUUUGUUGUAACACUUAAGUUGCCAAGAAUUGUUUGUUGUUUUUUAUUGACAUCCAUUGUGUGUCUGUGUGUGUGUGUGUGUGUGUGUGUGUGUGUGUGUGUGUGUGUGUGUGUGUGUGUGUGUGUGUGUGUGUGUGUUUGCGUGUGUGUGUGUAUGUGUGUUUAGCUGCAUGUCUCUUAGUGUGUGCGUGCGUGUACGUGUGCGAAAGCUUUUAGAUGUAACGGGACCACAUACUGUAGCUCUGGCCUAUUCUGCAUGUGUACGUACGUGUGUGUGUGUGUGUGUGUGUGUGUGUGUGUGUGUGUGUGUGUUAGUGUGCUCUUUUUUUGGUGUGUGUGUGUGUUCGUGCGUCUGUGUGGCUUUUUUGUAACACGUGUGGCUGAAAAAUGUCUUGACCAGCAUUAUUAUCGGGGUUCUCCACCCUCUGCUAACUCUGUUCUCGAGGCAUUAAUAUAACUUCGUCGCCCAGCCCCGCCCCGCCUCAGAUCGCCCCGCACACCGCCACGCCCCUCCUCCCCUCUCCCUCCCUCCCCAUGCAUGACGCCCACUCCGCCUACAAGUCCGAUAUCGGUUUUUGUUGAAACUGAAAAAUUAAUAGAAAAAAUGUGGUGAGUGGUGGUUGUGCUGGAGGAGGACGCUACUGUGGUGAUGAUGGCGGUGGUGGCGGUAAUGGUGAUUGUGGUGGUGAUGGCGGCGGCGACGGAGAUUUAGGUUCUAAGUUGUUUUUUUGUUAAUUUUUGUUUGUACCAAAGUACACAAAUAUAACUUGAAAGCUUUUGAA
Molecule: messenger RNA, 7163 nt
Organism: Eriocheir sinensis (Chinese mitten crab)
Lineage: Eukaryota; Metazoa; Arthropoda; Malacostraca; Decapoda; Varunidae
Exons: 9
Coding region: 232-2616 (794 amino acids)
Source: RefSeq, a predicted model, not a curated record